This is a messenger RNA of Saccostrea cuccullata (small rock oyster), 1276 nucleotides long. RefSeq lists its product as uncharacterized. Bases 129 to 821 code for a protein of 230 amino acids. The transcript has 4 exons. NCBI's taxonomy places the organism in Eukaryota, Metazoa, Mollusca, Bivalvia, Ostreida, Ostreidae. The record is from RefSeq and is a predicted model, not a curated record.
AACAUUCACACUUUUAGGUGAUGAGUGCAGAGAGCAAUAAAAGUAGAACAGUGAAGAUCUCAAGCAUUCUGUUUUCCAGUAUCACGUGGUAAAAGAUUUCUUUAAUCUUUUUAUCGAAGAUCCUUACCAUGCUGCCAACAGUUAAAAUUCUGGUAUUGGUCUUCCUUGGCAACGUUUGUCUUGCACCGUACACAGAUGGCCGAAUGUUCAAAAAUUACCAAUCUAGAGGAAGAUGGCUGACUGGAAGACAUAUGGGAUUUGAUGGGAUGCCUCCAUUCAUGGCACAGCGUUAUCAACAGUAUGUUAGAAGAAAAUUUGUAACUGAUGACGAUGAUUUUGAAGUAGACGGAAGCGGAAGUGGCAGCGGCGGCGGGAAAUCUGACAUUGAGGACUUACCCGGUCUGAUAAAUACACCAACAAUAAGACAAAGUGAAACUACAUCUGAAAAGAGUGAAGGUGUGUCAAAUCCUGUUUUCAAAUUCCGAUCCACCUCCCCGCCUUCUCAGGAAACCAAGAAAAUCUCCACAACCUCAAAAAUUCCUGAUGACGACCAAUCUACAAGCAGUAAGAAAACCAAACCUCACAAAGUUACAGUGUCAAACCCCAACGAGCCCCUUCCAAAGAAUAAAAAUACUCACUUGAAGUCUUCGUUAGGAACACCUGAAAGAGCAGAAGAAGGAGAUGGAUUGAGCCAGCAGACUAUUUACAUCAUCGUGGGUUCGGUGUCAGGCGGUUUGGGCCUGAUCUUAUUGAUUGUAAUGGCUAUUGUUCAUUUCAGCCGUAAAAAUGGCCAAGAUGGGUACAACCGCAACUUGAUGUAAGAGGGUCAUUCGUUUUUGCUGUAAUUCGGAAAGCAGUUGAAUGAAUAAUUACAAAAUACAGUAUUACAAACCCCAUAAACGAAAUAUAUUUUAAGUUGCAUAUUUUUAAGCUGUUAUUUUUAAUCAAUUCAUCAUGGUAGUUAGUUUUGUAAGACAAAUUGACUUUAAACUGACCAUAAGGACCUUCAAAGUUGGUGUACAAACUAAUAUUAUAGAUAAAUAUAUAUAUUUCUUAUAUGUAUCUUAUUCUUUAUCAUAUUUGCUCUUAACUUCAUAGAUAUGUACCUCAUUUUAUGCUUUUAUUAUGACAUUUAUUUAACAUUGUACCCUCUUUGUGAAAAAAGCCCUUGAUUUAAUUUGAAAUGCUCAUAGUAAUAUAACAUUAAAAAGACUUUCUUCACAAGUGAAUGCAUUAAUUGGAUAAAUAUUUCUAAUAAAUAUAUAAUUUCUCGUCA